UCCGUGGCGGAGAAGGCACCCUGACCCAGGACCGUGCGCGUUGGGACCCGGGGCGGAGGCGAGGGGCAGAGGGAAGAGGAAGGAAGCCCAGGCGGGCACCGCGCGGCAGAGCCCCACAAACUUUCCACCCUGGAUUCGCUACUUCUGCUCCAUGGACAGAGCCCCAGCCAGCCGAGCUGCAGACAGACCGUGAGCAGUCCCUGCGCGUUUUAUUGCGACCUGCCGGUGGGAACUUUGUCUCCGAGCCGGAGCAGCAUGGAGCGGCGGAGCGAGAGCCCGUGCCUGCGGGACAGCCCCGACCGGCGCAGCGGCAGCCCCGACGUCAAGGGGCCUCCCCCGGUGAAGGUGGCCCGGCUGGAGCAGAACGGCAGCCCCAUGGGAGCCCGCGGGAGGCCCAACGGCGCCGUGGCCAAGGCCGUGGGAGGUCUGAUGAUUCCUGUCUUCUGCGUGGUGGAGCAGUUGGACGGCUCUCUCGAAUAUGACAACAGAGAGGAACACGCCGAGUUCGUCCUGGUUCGGAAGGACGUGCUCUUCAGCCAGCUGGUGGAGACGGCGCUGCUGGCCCUGGGUUACUCCCACAGCUCCGCGGCCCAGGCCCAAGGUACUCCCCCCCUGCUCUCUGCCUCAUGCCUUUUGUCUGUCGUGAUGUGA
This is a messenger RNA of Eptesicus fuscus (big brown bat), 651 nucleotides long. RefSeq names its product DNA-binding protein SATB2-like. The coding region runs from base 256 to 651 and encodes 131 amino acids. The transcript is spliced from 4 exons. Gene Ontology annotation, molecular function: RNA polymerase II cis-regulatory region sequence-specific DNA binding; DNA-binding transcription factor activity, RNA polymerase II-specific. The record is from RefSeq and is a predicted model, not a curated record. Gene Ontology annotation, biological process: chromatin remodeling; regulation of transcription by RNA polymerase II. Lineage: Eukaryota; Metazoa; Chordata; Mammalia; Chiroptera; Vespertilionidae.